AUGUCGCUUCGGCGUUUGUUUUGUGAUGGCGUCCCUGGAAUGCGAUUUGCUUUGUCCACAGAGUGCACGCCCGUUGCUCGUUUCCAGCAGCGGUGUCUGGGAUCACAAAGGCGCACAGCGGACGGUGUCCCUGGCUCUCGGAAGCUGGAAGCAGACGAUGGUGAGCAACCCGCCUAUACAGAUGCAAAGGCAAGCCCAUUGGCGCCUUUCCGCGGUGUGCGGCGCGAACAAGAGAUUGCGGCGAAAAGAGUUUAUCGUGACACGGUUUCACCCUCACCGCUGCAUUCCUCCGGGAAGACUGUCAUCACGGAUGCGGCCUCCAGUUGUGAGGGUGGCGCCACUGGCGGGCAUCGUGUGGGUGGAGACGCUCAGGUAUCCACGACAAGUAACCGCUUUCUUCAGAAGCUGUCAGAGCUGGAAAGGUCUGCUGCACUCACUGGUGCGAGUACUGGCAGGUUCUCUCAAGUGUAUAGACGCGGGCGUGAGGAGAAGGUUCUUAAUGAGCGGAAGCGCAUGCUUGUCUUCAGAGACGUUGGAAUGGACCUGGACAAGCCCAUCCUGUCACGCGAUGUGUUUCUUGUAUUCAAGUACUUCCGGUACGGCAUUGAGUUUGCUGUGGACAACGAACUGGAGCGCAUGCUACGCUACUUCAACGAACAUGCGCUGAACGAGCUCAAAAUCAUACAAAACAGCAAGCUUAUGCGCGGCCCUGCGGUGCUCAGCCGGAAAAGGUGUCACCCAGUGUAUGGGGGCGUGGCGUCUCAGAUGUCGUCGGUGUUCCCUUCCCUGAGGGUGGCCAAUGUGCGUCAGUUCUGCGGUUACACAAGAGAGACAGAGCAAAGGGUAGCUGAGCUCAUGAAACCCGGCUCACUCUGUGCCUCUUUUUGCCGGGCGAAGGAAGACACCAUGGCGAGGUCUUGGUCACGAGGACGUUAUUUUUGCGAGCAGGACCCUUCACAAAUGACGUCUUUUUCUCCUUCAGCCUUUCGGCGCCCCAUGGUCGUGAUUUACACUCAGUUGGGACAGAAGCUCGGUGCGCAGGCGGACUUGGAAUGGCGCCGUCUGGCAUACGCGACCAUCCACCCCUCGCUGCUGCAGUGCCUUCCGAUAGCCGAUGCGGCGGGCGAGGGACACGUCCAGUCUUCAUGCGAGCAGCACAAAGGAGGGCUCCGUAAUCGUUCGAAGGAGGCAUCAGUCAACGGGAGAGAGCACAUCAUGCCACUCGAUGUUGUUUCGCUGCGUAGCAUGGACGUAUACAAGUAUCGCUGGGUGCAGCGUUUGUGUGUACGCCGGUUUGCCCGGUCACUCGUUCCUCCUGCUUAUUCCGUGGAUCACACGGUGAGUGAGGCUGCGGUAAAUGGGCUGAUAACGGCCUCCACCACAUUUGUCGGGUGCAAGUUGCUUCAGCCUUUCUACUCUGUGUUGGGCCUGCGUAACUACCUAUCUCCCCAUGUCAUGCUUGUGGACCACGAAGGGGUGAUUCGCUGGUUGGCGGCGGGUUGCCCCGACGACUACGAACGGGAGCACUUUCCUGCGUUGAUAAAACAACUUGGCGAUGAAUACAACCGCGCGAGAACUCACUGA
Trypanosoma rangeli is the source of this 1584-nucleotide messenger RNA. RefSeq lists its product as uncharacterized. The transcript has a single exon. The record is from RefSeq and is a predicted model, not a curated record. Bases 1 to 1584 code for a protein of 527 amino acids. NCBI's taxonomy places the organism in Eukaryota, Euglenozoa, Kinetoplastea, Trypanosomatida, Trypanosomatidae.